CUGACGUCACCCAAGGUCUUUUACCCUGCACAUGAGUACAUCGUGUGAGUUGUAGCCCCGCCCCUAUCCCCGGACUCCGCUAUGGCAGCUGGGCACGUUGUGAAGGUCGGUAUAAUUGGUGGAUCUGGACUGGAUGAUCCUGAUAUUUUGGAAGGAAGAAGCGAGAAGUAUGUUGAAACCCCCUUUGGCAAGCCAUCAGAUGCUUUGGUUCUUGGAAAAAUUAAAAAUGUGGACUGUGUGCUACUUGCAAGACAUGGCAGGCAACAUACGAUAGCUCCUUCAAAUGUAAACUUUCGAGCAAACAUUUGGGCAUUGAAGAUGGAAGGCUGUACUCACAUUUUGGUCACCACAGCUUGCGGAUCACUGAGAGAGGAGAUUGAGCCUGGAGAUAUUGUUGUACUUGACCAGUUUAUUGAUAGGACCACGAAAAGACAGCAGACGUUUUACGAUGGGACACCCAGCUGUCUCCCAGGUGUCUGUCACAUUCCUAUGGCUGAGCCUUUCUGUGGCAGAACUAGAGAGGUCUUGAUAGAUAAUUCCAAGAAGCUUGGUAUAAAAUGCCACUCAAAGGGUACAAUGAUCACCAUUGAAGGUCCACGUUUCAGUUCCAAAGCUGAAAGUCACAUGUUUCGGCUUUGGGGGGCUGAUGUUAUCAACAUGACCACAGUUCCUGAAGUGGUUUUAGCUAAAGAAGCUGGGCUCUGCUAUGCAAGUCUUGCAUUGGCAACAGACUUUGACUGUUGGAAGGAGCAUGAAGAGGCUGUCUCUGUAGACAAGGUGCUGAAAACAUUAAAAGAAAAUGCCAAUAAAGCAACAAGUAUACUGCUGACUGCAAUACCUCAGAUGGCAGCCAUGGACUGGACAGACACAAUUCAGAACAUGAAGUGCACAGCUGAACUUUCCGUCAUGUUGCCAAGACAUUGAGAAAGCAGAUGAAACCUUCAUUCAAAGGGAAAAUAAAAGCGCCAGGAUAAAUCAAGCAGGACACAGGACCAUAUGUUCUUAGUAUACUACAUUUUUUUUUUUUUUAACCUUACUAGCAUUCCUGUAUACAGUACCUUGAGAACCUACCUGUAAUGUAGUAAAAUUAUAGAUAUU
This is a messenger RNA of Bufo bufo (common toad), 1098 nucleotides long. RefSeq names its product methylthioadenosine phosphorylase (gene MTAP). The record is from RefSeq and is a predicted model, not a curated record. The coding region runs from base 82 to 924 and encodes 280 amino acids. The transcript is spliced from 8 exons. Lineage: Eukaryota; Metazoa; Chordata; Amphibia; Anura; Bufonidae. Gene Ontology annotation, cellular component: cytosol. Gene Ontology annotation, biological process: nucleoside metabolic process. Gene Ontology annotation, molecular function: S-methyl-5-thioadenosine phosphorylase activity.